Venturia canescens is the source of this 2683-nucleotide messenger RNA. Its product is annotated as HEAT repeat-containing protein 3. Bases 331 to 2466 code for a protein of 711 amino acids. Gene Ontology annotation, biological process: protein import into nucleus; ribosomal large subunit biogenesis. The record is from RefSeq and is a predicted model, not a curated record. The transcript has 8 exons. Lineage: Eukaryota; Metazoa; Arthropoda; Insecta; Hymenoptera; Ichneumonidae.
ACGAAACUAAUAAGUCCUUUAUUCGACUAUCAACAAAGUUGAGGAACCCGUGUCGCCUGUCGGCCGCUGAAUCUUUUUUACCGACAAAAACGACCGUAGUGACAUCUCUGCUUACCGCCCGGAACUACACUCUGACGUUAGGCUAGGUUCUUGAGCCCUAGUGUCAGCUCUAUCUCUAUAUAGACGGGGCUGGCGAGGCGAGCAUUGUAGCACGUGUUUAUUUUUUGAACUAAAACCAAACUAAAACGAAAAAACGAAGUGCGCGUUGUUUUUCUCCUCUCUAUAAAAUUUGAAAUUUACUUCUUAUAUUAUUAAAUAAGAACAGAAUUAAUGGGGAAACAAAAAAGAAAUAGACGUAAACUACAUAAAGAAAAUCCUACGGGUCUUGUGUCGGUUAAAGAUUUCGAUGAAUCCACGGAAGAUGUUGAAGAAAAUCGAGACUCCGCACUUCAAACAGUAUGCGGCCAGUUGCAAUCACCAAGCAUGGAAGAAAAGUUAUCAGCGCUCCAAACUGUUGAAUCAAUGUGCUGCGACAAAGGUCAAGCACUGCUCAUUCUUGACAGAGGAUUAGCAAAAAUCAUUGGGCCAUUGCUGGUAGAUUCAUAUAUUACAGUCAGAGCUGCUAGUGCCUCUGCCUUGAGACGCUUGGGUGAAAAUGGUGGAGAAGAGGCUUAUGAAGUUCUGCUUCAGGAUGACGUAAUGACGCCAUUAACCGCCCUGCUGAAAAAGUAUUACAGUAACUGGCAACCGAACCAGCCGGUGGAAAGUACUAAGGGUCGUAUGGAUGAUGAGAAAGAAACUUUAAUAGAGGCAAUAACACUGUUAUGGUCUUUGUGUGAAAAUAGCGAAUGCAUCAUGAAAUAUUCCAAUGAAGAAAAGCUUGUUUCGCUGUUGGUAAAAUUAUUGGAUCAUACAAGGUAUGGGUCGGUGGUAAGCGUUGUGGCGGCACAGUGUAUGCUAACGCUUACAGAAGAUAAUCCAUCGGCGUUGGAAGAGUUAAAGGAACAUGAACAGAUGCUCCUCAGCGUUUUGAAUUUGAAAUCGAGAAACGAAAGAGAGAGCAGUGAAAUAAUACCUCUGAAAACGCUCACAGCUGGAUUGUUGAUGAAUCUCAACAAUGAAUUCACAACAAAAUCUGAUAAUAUUGCAAUAAUGUGUAAAGUGAUGGGUGUUCUUGCUGAAACUUUGGCUAUAGAUCACAAAAGUAUAAUAGUUGAAUUGGCAUCUAUGUUACCGAGUGAAAAGGGCAAUCUGUCGCGUAGUACGAGAUUCAAGUUACAAGCAGCAAAAAAAAUUCUUGGAGCUCAACAACAAGCUCUUGAAAUUUUAACAAACCUAUGUUCCGACGAGCAAGAUUAUCAACUUGACACUGAAUUUGACGAUUCCGAUCAAACCGAAUACGAAAAUGAAUACAUGGAUGACGAUCCUAUGACCGAUAAACCGUCUUGUAAAGUUAUUUCCAAUCUACCCGUCACCCUCAUAGAAGUUAUAACGAGUACUGCUUUGAAUGACAAUAUUAUCGAUAAAAUUUUGGCUCCUGAUAAAUCAGUAAUCGAACAAUUGAAUGCCUUUUCCGAUUGCGAAUCCGUCAUAAAGCAGAUACACACAUUGCGUUGUCGAGCUUUUCUUUGUCUCAAUAACUUGAUUGCGAGUUUAGAUGUCGAUAUAUUUGGAGGUGUUGAACAAUUGUACAGGUUAUGGCUUCAAAUUGGGACCAUCGUUUUUCACGAUUGCGAGGCAAAUGACAUUGAAUUACUGGAAUCUGCGACCGCGGCUAUGCGCGCAGUUGUUCAAAAAUUGGCUGAAUUACGAGCGAACACUUUUGAAAAAUUAACAAUUGCCGAUAUAGAACCAAUGUUGAACGGCGAACGACAUUGCACCAAUCCAAAUAUUCGGGUAAAUUUAAUCCGGAUGUUGGGCAAUGUGGCUUUAAUUAUAAGCCCUUCGAUUGAGUAUUCUGGAUUAGUCAAACACGUUUCUACAUCUCUGUUGGAUAUUUGUAUUCGAGAAACCGAAGUCUGGGUAAUGGCUGAGGCGUUGGACGCCAUUAUGGACAUUUUUGCAGAGGAUGAAACAGAUCUUAUGGCCGAAGAAAUAAAACUCCUUCCAAAAUUGCACAGUUUAGUUCCCAUUUUGACAAAUAAGAUUCGUCAACAAAGAAAAAAUUUAGGAGACCACACUUCGGUAGUGUCUACAGUGAAAACGAAUUUAUCACGAUUUAUUAAGUAUAAAGAACGUCAGCUGGCAAAGCUCAAUGCAACGAAUGAAGAGAUCAGAGAAAUCUCAUUCGGUUUUACAUUUACGAAACAUCAACGUUUACCACGACAACGGGCUAAACGAAUGGUGAUUUCCACCCGACAAAUGAAUGAGUCACAAAUGGAGAACCCGGUCGUCUCAAUUCACGAGCAAUCAAGAGCAUGUGACGUGACGAAUGACCGAACCCCGCUGAAACUCGACAUGCAAUAGUCGCGGGAUUCAGAAUUCCAUCACUUCAACCUUCCACUCAACUGUGAAAAACCAAGUAUGGGUCCCGCGCGGGGCGCGGGGCUGAUUAUAUUCUCAUAGUUCGGAUACGAAUUCAAAGUUCAAUCUGUACUCUAAUUCCAAUUAGUUAACUAUCAUAGUCGAGUUACCGAUGCCGUGUCAGAUGUUAAGGUAAAAUAAUAUAUUCGACCUCUUCUCA